Molecule: messenger RNA, 417 nt
Organism: Impatiens glandulifera
Lineage: Eukaryota; Viridiplantae; Streptophyta; Magnoliopsida; Ericales; Balsaminaceae
Product: protein TAP1-like
Exons: 3
Coding region: 1-417 (138 amino acids)
Source: RefSeq, a predicted model, not a curated record
AUGUCAAGUACUUAUGGAAUCGUGAUUGUGUUUGUAUUGAUGUUUCUUUUAUAUGGUGAAUCGGCAAACACAAGUUCAUUCCAACAAUGUCUACAGAAAUGUGCAAUAACCUGUUUUAUUACGAACAAAGACUUGAAUGCAAGAAUUUCAUGUGGAGUACAAUGCAUUCCAAAAUGCAUCUUCAACCGUCCUCCUUCUCUAAUGAAUGUAGAUGCUUGUAGUCUCAAGUGUUCUAUUGACGAAUGCACCAAGUUAGUCGCAGAUGUUGAAAAAGUAGAAGAGUGUGUGGUGGCUUGUGGAAAGAACUCCAACUGCAAAACAAAGAGAUCAUUUUUGCUUCUCAAUCAGGCUGAUUUGGGUUGGGUGGCUUUGUUGGCUCCUUUAUUGUCAUUUGCUGCUGCAUAUUACUAUUAUUGA